AUGUCGGGCGACUUAUACCCAAGGAGACGUCUUCUCAGCCCACUUGAUGGCUAUGAGGAAGAGGAAAUCGAUGGAAAAAAGUCGAGAGAAAAAUACCUUGCAUACAAAGAGGAACUCCGCAAGAAGGCUCAUGAGAAAUUCGAAGAAGCUUAUCGCGAUUGGGAUGUUCCCUAUCUAAACGAUCCACGUACUCGGACACCUCGUUGGGAGAUGACGAAAGAAGAAGAGUUGCACUGGAGGAGUUUACAGAGAGAUUUCACCAAAGAUGAAAAAAAACGCGGUGUUUACAAUCACAAACGACCCCGUUCCAGAAGAACCAGUGGAUCCCAACAAUCUACCAAGGAAAUGUAA
This is a messenger RNA of Caenorhabditis remanei, 351 nucleotides long. RefSeq lists its product as uncharacterized. The record is from RefSeq and is a predicted model, not a curated record. Lineage: Eukaryota; Metazoa; Nematoda; Chromadorea; Rhabditida; Rhabditidae. Bases 1 to 351 code for a protein of 116 amino acids. The transcript has a single exon.